AUGAAGCUCAUGAAGGGACGCAAGGCUCUCCAAGCCGGCGUCGAGUUUCUCCACGAGGGUAUGCACAGCUUCAAACUACGAUCUGGGACCAACUUCACCGUCUACGCAUCGCCAUACUAUCCAGCAUCUGGGGACGGCACCUUCCCGCAUAUGGCAUUCCGGUACGAGUCCAACCAAGAUCGUUUCAACCCACCAGAAAAGGCAACAAAGUACGCCGAGUCGAUUGCUACCACUCCCAUACCGGACUAUCCAAAAGUUGACAUAGUCAUGACACAUACACCACCACUUGGACAUCUUGACAAGGUCAAGAAUGGCGGCUAUCUUGGUUGUCGCAGCUUACAACGCGCCAUCGCGCGGGCGAGGCCAAGGUUGCAUUGUUUUGGCCACAUCCAUGAAGCGUACGGCGCGGAACGAGUCACCUGGAGCGGCUCGUUACCGGACUACGACGAUGAAGGAAGCAUACAUCAUCGACAGACCUUGGAGCCUUCUUUGGUGGGGUCCUGUCUCAAUGUGAGCCACACUGCUCAACACCCGUUGCGACAUGGUGCCGAAACGUUGCUAGUCAAUGCGGCAAUCAUGGACCAUGAGAAUGAGCCCGUUCACGCGCCAUGGAUCAUUGAUCUUGAACUUCCGAUAGCUAAAWGAAACAUCGGCCGGAAUUUGUUGCAGAUCUGUGGAGACCAUGGCUGGUCGUGUAUCUAG
Ramularia collo-cygni is the source of this 702-nucleotide messenger RNA. RefSeq lists its product as uncharacterized. The record is from RefSeq and is a predicted model, not a curated record. Lineage: Eukaryota; Fungi; Ascomycota; Dothideomycetes; Mycosphaerellales; Mycosphaerellaceae. Bases 1 to 702 code for a protein of 233 amino acids. The transcript has a single exon.